UGCCCCGAAGAGGACAAGAAAAUGUGAAGAAAAAGAAAAUGUAAAACAGAUUAAGAUAAGAUUUUAAUCAACCAUUGUUCUCUAUUCAUUAUCUGACUGAAUUUUCGUCCAGAGUUUACCAUGGUUUAUGUUGAAACAUUCCCUCAACAAAGAAACUGAGAAAGUGAAUCUAAAAUCGAUCUUGUUUACUUCUUUUACCUCACUCUCUUUAAUGUUUUUCUCUCCGCUGCUGCUGUUGUGUUGAUAUCUGUUUGUGUUGUUUUUCCUUUGGUUUUUAAUUUACUGGAUGGUUGUUUUUUCCCAAUUAAUUUAACUAGAUUAUUUGAAUUAAAUCAAGUCUCUUUAAUUGAUAUCAUUGGAACUAUUUUUCCUGUUAAUCAUGGAUUUUAUGUCAAAUAUUCUCAAAAAGGCUCCUUUUAAAUCAGAAUCAUCAGAGGACCGAGAAAAACCAGAAGAGGAUACUCAAAGUGAAACUGAAAAAAAACAAGAAUCCAAUAAACCAGGUAUUGGUGCUGGAUUGGUCGAUGGAAUGCAAAGUUUUAUGAAAUCAACAUUUAAAGGGUCGAGUAACCGUGAACCCUCUGAAGCAACAGAAUCUGAAGAGCAGGAUGAUGAAAGUAAAAAAGAAUCAACGACAUCAUCUAUUGGAUCCGGAUUAAUGAAUACCGUACUGAAGACCACAUCUUUUUUCAAAAGCGAUGCAAAUAAUGAUUCUAAGCGCAAAGGAUCAUCAGAUACCCAAAGUGAAACUGAACCGAAAGAAGAUUCUGCUACUGCAUCAUCUCCUGGAGGCGAUGAUGCUUCAGGAGACAAGUCAACUCCAUCGGAGCAAGUUUCCAACAAAGCCAUCGAUUCUGCUAAAAGCAUUGGAAAUUUCCUUUUCAACGUUGCCAAUAAAGCAGGCCAAACUGUAACAGCAACAGCGACAAAACUAAAACAAUCUGUUGAGCACAAUAGUUUACUAGCUGAUUUCACAAAAGAACAGCAGGAAUUCAUUAAAGAACAUGGUGGAAACAUUGAAGUUGGCGAACCUCCCUGGGUUGGCUGUGAACAGGAAGAGGAAGUCAAACAACAGAUUAUUUCUCUUUCCACGGACAAACGUAAUUUUGUCCGAAGUCCUCCUAGUGGUGUUCAAUUUGAUUUCGAUAUGCAACAAAUGCUACCAGUUGCUCUAGCUCUUCUCAAGCAUGAUUCUAAUCUUGAAAAGAUGCGAUUUGAAUUGGUUCCUGCACUAGUCAACGAAGAAACUUUUUGGAGAAACUAUUUUUACAGAGUUUCAUUGAUCAAACAGUCAACUUCACUUUCCAAUUUGAAUAAAGGAGUUAAAGGAUGGGCCUCCAGUUCAAGCUCAUCUGCUGAAGGUCCAGAUGAACCAAGUCCAACCAAUCCAGAACCAGAGUUUAUCAGUGACUCCAUUCAAGGAUCAGUUAGUGAAGAAGAUUUGAAAAGCGGAAUGCGUCAAUUAGGAAUUGGACGAAGCUCUGGAAGUAAAGAUAGAUCAGACUCAACAUCAGCCCAAGAUGACUAUUGAAAUCUUGAUGGCACCAGUUUAACAUUUCUACAAGCGUUGGGAAGAAGAGAUCAACAAAGAUCUGCAAGAAUUUGAAGUUGUGGGAAAAGAUGAUAAUAAUGGAUUGGAUGAAGAUCUAGAAAAGGAUUUGGCCCAGUUAUAAAUAUUUAAAGAAAAAUACUAUAAAAUCAACUAUAAAUAAAAAUACAUACAUACAUCAUGAAAGAUUUCAAACGUGUGAUUUCAUAAACUCUGUUAAGGACCUAUAAUCUGUAAUUGUUGAACACAUUUCUUCAAUCAAAGCAUUCCAAUUGACGUUUAAGCUUGGAUAAAUGAAGAAACAAACAAUUUAACUGUUAAAGAGCUGGCACAUCAACACAAAGAAAUCAUCUUUGCAAUUUGAAAGAAUCAAGUAAAGCAAAUCAUAAAUUGUUUAGAUGUUUUACGCAUGGUUUUACUCUUCAUUUCUUCUUUAAUCUUUCAUCGUUUUGUUUUUUCUGUGAAAUUUAAUUUCCUGAAUGUAAUUGGUAUCCAGUUGGAAUCGAAACCAACCCGGAAUAGCUCCAACUUUAAAGUCUUCAAUGGUAAUAAUGCAAUUAUCACGAAUCAGAGCAGUUAUUACCUAAGCCAUCAAUUAUCCCUCAAUUUUCAAUAUCAGUUCUGAUUCCUUUACAAACGCAAAUCAUUAUCAGUAUGAUUGAUAAUUACAUAUAAUUCAGUAAUCUGGUUAAAUAUUGACAGAUAUAUAUUGAAGAUUUAAAUAUUAAUUAGUUUACCAGCCCUGAUCAGUGUUUCUUAUUUUUUUGUUACAGAAUUAAAUUUUCUUUUUUACUGUUUUAAUUUCAUUUUUGUUCAAUCUUAUUCACCUUUCCUAUCAAAAUCAGUUGUAAUAGUAGAGUGAAAUAUUUAUUAUUACUAAUUAAUCUGUUUUGUCAAUGGCAAAAUAAGUGUUAAUUAAAUAGACAAUUAUAUCGAAAAUUAAAACAAAGACUCAACAAGUUAUGGGCAAUGAAUUAAAGAUGCAGACACAAAAAAUGGACACAACAAAUGACUUCAACAAAAGACCAAGCCAAGUUAACAAAACUAAAGUUUCAAAUAAGACAACGAUAAAUCGUAUUACUAUUGGUGGAAUGGUUCCAAGAACUGGUGAAAUGGACAUAAUUUAAUUUUUGGAAAAUCAUUGAUUCUAUUCACCUUCAUUUAACUAUGCUUUAAUAUUACUUUGUUUUAAACAAAUCAACAACCCAAAUUAUAAAGCAGAUGUUGCAAAUCAAACUAAAAGGAACCAACCAAAUCCUAAUCAAAUACCCAUAACAAAAGAAACUAAAAUACAAAUUAACACUAAAAUAAAAUCUCCUGUUAUUAUUUCCCAUUAUUUUUGAUUUGUAUCAUAACUAAUGAUAAUUUUUGAUCCAUAUCCAUAAAAUAUUGUUGAAAA
Molecule: messenger RNA, 2948 nt
Organism: Tetranychus urticae (two-spotted spider mite)
Lineage: Eukaryota; Metazoa; Arthropoda; Arachnida; Trombidiformes; Tetranychidae
Gene: Sap47
Product: Synapse-associated protein 47kD
Biological process (GO): TORC2 signaling; regulation of short-term neuronal synaptic plasticity
Cellular component (GO): synapse; cytoplasm; Golgi apparatus
Source: RefSeq, a predicted model, not a curated record